AACCACUACAAACACACUAGAUGAGGUUUGAAACUGUCAAUGACGAAAGAAGGAAAACCAAACACAACCAAGAGAUACAGAGGCAGACACAAAGCCGACUAACAAAUACAAAGAAAUGCUAAGAAACAACACAGGUGAAAAGCACUUAUGAUCCAAGAAGAAGAAGAUACAAGUUAAGAAGUACAAGAGAAGAGAAACAGAGAUGAUCAUCUGUAACCUUGCCGUUUCUCUCCUACUGCUAUCGCUUAGUGUCAGCGGCACCACAAACCGGUCGGAGCUGCAAUGUGUCCAAAUGAUCAGAGUGCCACGAAACACAGUGUUUAGAGCUUGUGUUAUGACAGAGUUGAAAAUAAACUGUACUAUUACUCAACAUGGAUGUCACAGGAGCCCACAAGUCUCAUGGUGCAAAAUCUAUGGAAAUCACUGUAAAGCUUUAAAUCACUCAUAUUAUAUAGAAACUGAGUGGAAGAAUAUGACAGAGCAUGAAGGGAUGGCUUUCCUGACUUUCCUGAACCUCUCAAUGGAGGACGCAGGUUUAUACAGAUGUAAAGAAGGUGACAACUCUGUUAGCCAUGCUAUUAAUGUCACUGUAACAGUAAAUAAGGAGGAUGAGGUUCCACGCAAUCAAAGCAACACAAGUGAUAUGAAUACAACUCCGGAUGAUGAUCUGCAGUGGCUCUGGCCAUAUGUGUACAUCUGCACUGGAAUAGCCGGGCUGGUAUUCAUAGUUAUGGCUGUUACAUUACUUUUCAUCAGAUGCCAAGGGACAAAUUCAAGAAGAAAAGAUUUGGCAUAUAAAAAUCAGUACAUGGAAACACAAAGAAGUGACCUGCCUCCUCCUCCUCCUCCUCAUCCCCAUCACAACACCUGUCCCCCUUCAGACCAGCCGACCUCUGCUUUAUAUCGUGUCUGUGAAACUCCACCUGUCAGAGGAGCAUCACCAGCUGGAAGAGCUGUUGGCAUAGAAAGAGGAGAAGAAGAGAAUGCUCUUGUGUAUGCCUCUUUAAAACACCAGGGUAUGUCCAGAGGACCGAAAAGAACAGCCCGACAAGAACCAGAACCUUCAGAAUAUGCUGCAAUCCGGUUCCGGUGAUUAAAUGAAUCCUUUACUGAGACACUUUAAAAAAGAAUACUGAGAAAUGACCAAUGAAAAAUGAUCACUCAUUUGCUAUUUUGUAUUAAGAAAUAAUUUUAAAAUACU
This is a messenger RNA of Rhinichthys klamathensis goyatoka, 1201 nucleotides long. RefSeq names its product B- and T-lymphocyte attenuator-like. The record is from RefSeq and is a predicted model, not a curated record. Lineage: Eukaryota; Metazoa; Chordata; Actinopteri; Cypriniformes; Leuciscidae. Gene Ontology annotation, molecular function: signaling receptor activity. Gene Ontology annotation, biological process: immune response-regulating cell surface receptor signaling pathway. The transcript has 7 exons. The coding region runs from base 203 to 1093 and encodes 296 amino acids. Gene Ontology annotation, cellular component: plasma membrane.